Molecule: messenger RNA, 3105 nt
Organism: Linum tenue
Lineage: Eukaryota; Viridiplantae; Streptophyta; Magnoliopsida; Malpighiales; Linaceae
Source: the annotation of a GenBank genome assembly
UAGCUAACUUAGGUUGAAUGUCUCUCCCCCAUGUUCAGUUCCUAUGGCCAGAGUUCGAACACAACCACAUUCGUCGGUGAAACGGUGUUUGCUAUAGCGUUGGCCAUCAUGGGUCUGGUUCUGUUUGCUCAUUUGAUUGGGAACAUGCAGACAUACUUGCAAUCCAUCACAGCAAGACUUGAAGAAUGGAGACUCAAGAGAAGGGAUACUGAAGAGUGGAUGAACCAUCGCCAACUGCCUCGAAACCUACAAGAGAGAGUGAGGCGAUAUGUUCAGUACAAGUGGCUAGCAACUCGUGGCGUCGAUGAAGAAGCAAUCCUGCAACAACUGCCAUCUGAUAUCCGACGAGACAUUCAACGCCACCUCUGUUUGGACCUUGUUCGUCGGGUUCCUUUCUUUUCACAAAUGGAUGAUCAACUCCUAGACGCCAUCUGCGAGCGCUUGGUCUCCUCGUUGAUCACUCAUGGGACCUACAUUGUUCGUGAAGGCGAUCCUGUGACCGAGAUGUUGUUCAUAAUCAGGGGGAGGCUGGAAAGCUCCACAACGGAUGGCGGGAGGUCAGGUUUCUUCAACACAAUUUCUCUCAGACCGGGGGACUUCUGUGGCGAGGAGUUGCUCGCUUGGGCAUUGAAUCCGAACUCCAACGACAACUUGCCUUCUUCCACAAGGACCGUGAAGGCAUUGGAAGAAGUAGAAGCAUUUGCAUUACGCUCCGAAGAUCUCAGGUUCGUCGCAAACCAGUUCAGACGACUCCACAGCAAGAAGCUGCAGCACACAUUCCGGUUCCAUUCGCACCAUUGGAGGACAUGGGCUGCUUGCUUCAUUCAAACGGCUUGGCGUCGGUUCAAGAUCAGGAGGAUGGCACACACCCUGAGCAUGUCCGAGUCUUUAAUGUCUUCCUUCGCUCUUGUAGACGAGGAGGAAACUGCAACUGCAUCGCCCAAACAGAACUUAGUCGUCCAGAGGCUGGCCGAGCGGUUUGCUGCAAACACCAGAAGAGGGAAUCGGAAAAUAAAGGAUGUUAAAAUGCCGAAGUUGAUGAAGCCCGACGAGCCAGAUUUCUCUAUAGAGGCAAAGAAUAACCAUGCCGGCGAGCUUUGGAAGAACAGGAUUGUUGAUCCAGGAAGUGACAUCUCCCUGCAAUGGAACAAGGUUUUCCUCAUCUCGUGCCUGGUCGCUCUCUUCGUCGAUCCAUUGUUUUUCUACCUUCCGACCAUAGUCCAAGCUGAAGGUUCAACAUGUAUGGCGAUCGACUUGAAGCUGGGAAUCACAGUGACAUGUUUCAGAACUAUUGCAGAUGUGUUCUAUUUGAUGCAUAUAGUUUUCAAGUUCAGGACGGCUUAUGUGGCUCCAAGUUCGAGAGUUUUUGGCAGAGGGGAACUGGUAGUGGAUCCCGAGUUGAUUGCCAGGCGAUAUUUAAGAACCGAUUUCUUUGUUGAUUUUAUUGCAGCAUUGCCUCUCCCUCAGAUUAUGAUAUGGUUUAUAAUUCCAUUGAUCAAGACGGCGCAGUCUGAUUACACCAACAAUGCCCUUGUACUUGUUGUUCUGCUGCAGUACAUUCCCAGAUUUUAUCUGAUAUUCCCAUUGAGUUCAGAGAUAGCUAAAGCAAAUGGGGUAGUGACGAAAACUGCCUGGGCUGGUGCUGCUUACAACCUCGUGUUAUACAUGCUGGCCAGUCAUGUGACGGGUUCUGCUUGGUAUCUGUGUUCGAUCGAGCGCUAUGCAACAUGCUGGAAAUAUCUGUGCGAACAAGACAUUGAAACUCAAACACGAUGCCAGUCUUCUUACUUGGUUUGUAACAAUCUAGAAAAGCCUGACAGAAAAGCAUGGGCAGGGACUACCAGAGUGUUCAGCAAGUGUGAUCCUAACAACGCUUCCGACCCAAACGUAUUUGAUUAUGGAAUGUUCUCAAACGCCUUAUCAAAGCAGGUUGCUUCUGCUACCUUCACCGAGAAGUACUUGUAUUGCCUCUGGUGGGGGCUGCAGAACUUGAGUUCCUAUGCACAGAGCACAAACACAACCACAUUCGUCGGAGAAACUUUGUUUGCCAUCGUAUUGGCCGUCAUGGGUCUGGUUCUUUUUGCUCAUUUGAUUGGAAACAUGCAGGUAAUGAGCACGUACUUGCAAUCCCUCACUGCUAGACUUGAAGAAUGGCGCCUCAAGAGAAGGGACACCGAAGAGUGGAUGAGCCAUCGCCAACUUCCUCAAAACCUGCGAGGGCGUGUGAGGAGAUAUGUUCAGUACAAAUGGCUAGCAACUCAUGGCGUUGAUGAAGAUGCAAUCUUGCACCAACUACCAGCUGAUCUUCGUCGAGACAUUCAACGACACCUAUGUUUGGACCUUGUUCGUCGUGUUCCUUUCUUCUCACAAAUGGAUGAUCAGCUCCUAGACGCAAUCUGCGAACGCUUGGUCUCGUCAUUGAUCACUCAGGGCACCUACGUUGUCCGCGAAGGCGAUCCAGUAACCGAGAUGCUGUUCAUAAUCCGAGGCAGGCUAGAGAGCUCCACAACAGAUGGUGGGAGGUCAGGUUUCUUCAAUUCAAUCGCUCUCAGACCGGGCGACUUCUGUGGCGAAGAAACCCUUGCUUGGGCAUUAGUCCCCAACUCAAAUGCCAAUUUGCCAUCUUCCACAAGAACAGUCACAGCACUGGAAGAAGUAGAAGCAUUCGCAUUACGCGCAGAAGACCUCAAAUUCGUGGCAAACCAAUUCAGACGACUCCACAGCAAGAAACUACAGCACACAUUCCGGUUCUACUCGCACCAAUGGCGCACAUGGGCUGCAUCGUUCAUUCAAUCCGCUUGGCACCGCUUCAAGAGGCGGAAGAUGGCACACAACCUUAGCAUAUCAGAGUCAUUGUCUAGCUUACCUCUUCUGGAGCACGAUGAAACUGAAACAACAGCUGCAGCAGCAGCAGAAGAAGAAGAAGAAGAGAUUCCUUCAGAGCCAGAACAGAGCGUGGCUGUCAAGAGGCUGGCCCUGCGAUUUGUGGCGAACACCAGAAGAGGGAAUCUUAGGGUGAAGGAUGUUCAAAUGCCUAAGUUGGUUAAGCCUCAAGAGCCAGAUUUCUCCAGAGAGGGAAGAGACGAGGGAGGGAGCUUAUUUUGA